AUGCCAGAAACUCUCAAACGCAGGCUACCGCAUGAUGAUGAGCUCGUGGAAGACUCCGAACCCGAAAGGGAGGAAAAAAGGCAAAAAAUGAGGAGGAAGAAGAAGAAAUGUUUGCGCCUGGACCAAUCACGGGCUGAUCUAGAGCAAGGUAUCAUUGAGCUAACUGAUACCGAACUCGAUAAUUCUAGUCCAUUAGCUGUGGGUGGUCAAAGUCAGAUCGAUAAGCCUAUUGGCGCUUUCAGCUGUGAUAAAAUGAUAGAGCUGGCUUCUUCUCGGGAACUUGAAAGUGCGGAUUUUUUUGCGAUUGAUAUAUCUCGGCCUUCGCUUGCUGCUGCUUUUAAUAUGCAUACAAAUCGUGCCAAUGUACCCGAUACAGCGAACGCGCCAUAUAACGCACAGAACAUGUCGGAUAUGAAUCGCAUUUCUACAUACCCCACCCCACCUCCUAUUGCGACCCUGGAAGUGCCGCUGUCUAGUGACUCUGAGGGUGAAUCUCACCUGAAACUGUCUCGCUUUGCUUUCCGGGCGCCUCCAUCUAAGCCCAAAAUCACCAAUCCCGGGGGUUUGUCGUACUCGGACAGUACUCUCGCAGCAGAUAGUCUUCCGAAAUCAACCUCUGCUCUGAAAGUCAGACUGAAGCGCUCCAGUAUUCACCGCUUCUUCAAUGACUUCUCAGAUACACAACUUGCAUCUCUCACCAGCUGUGUUGGCUGCAACCUGAAGUGGACCUCGACAAAGACUGCAAGCCAAAAAGUGAUUCAUGUCCAAAACUGCGCAAAAAAGAAGUUCCUUUCUGAUGAAACAGUUCGCACGCUUAUACGCAAAGAAGUUCAAUCGUCCUCGGACCAGAAAGCUUCUCAAGGCAAUGGUCAGAAAGCUACGGAAGAAGGCCAAAAGUCAGCCACUUUCCUGGAAACGAUUGUCAAUGAGGUCUCCCGAACGAAGAAAGGCAAACGCCCUCAAAUACUGGGGACCGUCAAGUCUCUUCCUGAAACUCGUGGUAGCAUACUAGGAAGGGCGCGGGCUGUACUUGAUACUUCUAUGCAGCACGGAGGUCCCGUCGUAGACGCUCAGGUGUCGAAUUUGAUCCAGAGAGGUAGAAGCGAUGUUCCCUGCACUCAAGCUUUUGGAACUAGCAUGCUUGCUCGUCGAGUAGACUCGUAUCCUCGUGCACAGCCGGGACCAGUGUUGACCCAGGCUUUCAGUGAAAGUGCCCUCGGUCACUUGCAAUCUAGCUUGGGCCUCGCUGUGCGACGUGCUCAAACUUCCGGUCUUUGA
Molecule: messenger RNA, 1278 nt
Organism: Suillus bovinus
Lineage: Eukaryota; Fungi; Basidiomycota; Agaricomycetes; Boletales; Suillaceae
Exons: 3
Coding region: 1-1278 (425 amino acids)
Source: RefSeq, a predicted model, not a curated record